Messenger RNA from Daldinia vernicosa, 1608 nucleotides. RefSeq lists its product as uncharacterized. Lineage: Eukaryota; Fungi; Ascomycota; Sordariomycetes; Xylariales; Hypoxylaceae. The record is from RefSeq and is a predicted model, not a curated record. Bases 369 to 1262 code for a protein of 297 amino acids. The transcript is spliced from 3 exons.
UCUAAGCCCAACAGCGCCGAGAAACUCAUCCUUCAGUCCCCCAAGCAUUCACCCGAGCAUUCUACACAGUAUAUGCCUCUCGCUGCAACUCUCCUAGCGUAUCACGUCUUGCAUGCGAUGCACGACAGAAUGGCGCGGGAUCAGAAGGUAUUGCCGUAAAAACAUUGACUAAUACUUAAUACUAAUGUUUCCCUUGACUCUUGUUACUAUCUGUUCUGUACGUAGAAUAAAAUCUUACUCUUACGUCCAGCAUAUUUUGUUUUACGCGAACUUCUGUUUCGCAACUCCAACUACUGUCAGUCAUCUGGUAUACUAUUGCGGCAAUUAGUAUAACUACGUCUUGUGAAACUUGCCUGCCAAUCAUAAAGAUGUCGCAUUACCAUGACAGCCGUUCCCGCGGGCGGUCGAGCCACCAUCGGGACCGUUCUCCCGGCUACACAUACUCGGGAGGAGACUACCCAAUAUCCUACGAGGAGAGCCGACAACUUGCGAACACGACAAACCCUACGUAUGAUGAGUCGCCGCCCCCGAAACAACUAACUUAUGAGCCGUACCCGUCUCAUUCGUCAUCGAGCUUGCAAAUACCCGAAUCGCGCUCGCGACCUAGAUCUCUCCCCUCAGGUGAAUAUCGUAGAUCAAGUCGCGGAAGGAGACAGGAAAGGUGUCACGACAGAGACAGCGACAGCGAAUACUCUGAUGACAGCCGGACGCAUACUCCAAUUGACAAGGCGCGGAAUUUUGUCGAUAACAACUUUUCCAACUCUACUGCGGGACUUGGAAUUGGCGUACUUGGCGCAUUAGUGGGUGGCUUAGCGGCUAGGGAAGCAGUCGAUGCCACGACCAAGAACAAUGGUCACCACCAUCACGAAACCCCUGACCAGAAGCGCAAGCAACUCAUCGGCACGAUGGUCGGUGCAGCCGUAGGUGCGCUCGGCGCAAAUGCCGUCGAGAAGCGGCUCGAGGCGCGGCGCGAAAGGGACAAGCUCGGGCAAGAGGAAUGGGAGCGCAAGUUCAGAUCGGACCGCGACGUCAUUGAGAAGCGUGAAGUCAUCGCUCGCCCACGCGAUAGUAGCGGCUCCAGCUGGAGGAGGGAUUGGGAUGAACGCGACUACGGUCGUUCUCGAAGCCGCGGCCUCGAGCGCGAGGUCGACCCGGAGGCACGCAGCUGGAGAAAUGUCGAGGAUUGGCUGAACGACGAACGGAACGAUAGUAGGCCAAGGUCGGACGGACGCAGAAGCGCGGACGGGGAGUAUCGCUAUUGACUGAUAAGAUAUAUAUCCGCGUCAAAGCGCAUGUGGCGCUACUUCUAGCUCCCUUUUUUUGAUUAAAACUACGGGCACUGUCUAAUGUAGAUCUUCUCCUUUGUUACGUAAGAUGGAGUUCCACAAAUUUAGAUGCCGAGAUGAGACUUCUUAGCGUACGAGCAAACGACAUUCAUGAUUCGAUUAUUUCCAUUUAAUUCCUUUAGUCUUUAUAUAUCAUAUAGACGAUGAGGGUCGUAGCGAUAAUAUAAAUAUCUCUGAAAUAUAUUGUAUUAUGCAAACGAAACUCCACAUGAAAUAAAUACCGUAUCUACUUCAUGUGUUAUAGUCCAAUUACUCUACUGGA